AGGCAUUCUUCCCACCUCCCCGGCGGCCGCACCGCCUCUCGGCCCUCCUCUCGGCGGACGCGGGGUUGUCCCUACGACGAGUAGGAGGUGGCGCCGCGGCAGCUGCCUUCGCCGCCCGGCCCCUCGUCCCAGCUUGGGCCUCCUCCUCCUCCUCUUCCCCCGUCCUCCUGCCUGAGGAAAGCGCCGUGACGACGGCGGGAGGCUUCGGGUCGGGCCGCGCGGGGCUGAGGCUGGAAAUGGCGGCCGGGACGAGCUAAGGUCAGGGGGACGGGAACCAGAGCCAAGUAGUCGCGGGUGCUUGCUUGUUGCCGGAGGGUCGCCAUGAGGCUGCUCCGGGCGCUGCUGAGGAGCGUCUCCCCCGCCACCAUCCCACAGCAGGUGGAUUUCUAUUGCCGCUUCUCCCCGUCCCCCCUUUCCAUGAAACAGUUCCUCGACUUCGGAUCUGACAAUGCUUGUGAGAAAACUUCGUUUAUGUUUCUAAGGCAAGAGCUGCCUGUACGAUUGGCAAAUAUAAUGAAAGAAAUAAGCCUGCUUCCAGACAAUCUUCUCAAAACACCUUCAGUUCAGCUUGUUCAGAGCUGGUAUGUCCAAAGUCUUCAGGAGAUCCUCGAUUUUAAAGAUAAAAGUGCCGAAGAUUUAGAAACUGUUUCUUGUUUUACAGAUACUGUGAUAACGAUCCGAAAUCGCCACAAUGAUGUCAUUCCUACCAUGGCUCAGGGCAUAAUAGAAUAUAAGGAUCAUUACGGAGUCGAUCCAGUGACCAGUCAGAACGUGCAGUAUUUCUUAGAUCGCUUUUUCAUGAGUCGCAUUUCAAUUAGAAUGCUGCUUAAUCAACACACUUUGUUGUUUGGAGGGAAAGUCAAAGUUAACCCAGCUCAUCCGAAACACAUUGGAAGCAUUGAUCCAAAGUGCAAUGUUGUUGAAGUUAUAAAAGAUGGCUAUGAAAAUGCAAAGAGACUCUGUGACUUAUAUUACAUGAGCUGUCCAGAGCUUGUACUUGAAGAACAGAAUGUAAAAUUACCAGAGCAACCCAUGCAGGUGGUGUAUGUACCAUCACACCUCUACUACAUGGUUUUUGAACUUUUUAAGAAUGCAAUGAGGGCGACCAUGGAACACCAUGCUGAUAGAGGGAUUUACCCUCCAAUUCACGUUCACGUCACAUUAGGCAAUGAGGAUUUAACAGUGAAGAUGUGUGAUCGCGGUGGUGGCGUUCCUUUGAGGAAAAUAGAUCGCCUGUUUAAUUAUAUGUAUUCAACUGCACCACGUCCUCGUGUUGAGACGUCACGAGCUACACCUCUGGCUGGAUUUGGUUAUGGCUUACCUAUCUCACGUCUUUAUGCUCAGUACUUCCAAGGAGAUCUGAAGCUGUAUUCUUUAGAGGGUUAUGGGACAGAUGCUGUUAUCUUCAUCAAGGCUUUAUCAACAGAAUCUAUUGAAAGGCUGCCAGUGUAUAACAAAUCAGCUUGGAGACAUUACACAGCAAAUCAUGAAGCAGAUGACUGGUGUGUCCCAAGCAGUGAACCAAAGGACAUGACUACAUUCCGCAGUAUAUAGCGCUAUGGAAGAGAUCGGAGCACGCUGAAGAUACUGCACCACCAGGCUGUGGCAGGGCUUUGUACUCCAGGAGAGUUCUAAUAUUUUGUUUUAGGGAAGGUAAGACAUCUGCUCAACAAGAACCAGAAUAACAUGGUUUUUCUAUAGUAUUGUGCAUACUCAUUUGCUUCAGUCUUUAUUUUAAGCUGUUUCAGCCAAUCUAUCUGGGGUACAAAUUCUAGUUUGAGAUGUACAGAUUUGUAGAAGACUUGCUCAUGCAUUAUCGUACUAAACAUCCUAAUGAAGUAUUCAGGGGCAUAGUUUUAUUUAAAAUAUUACCGCUUUAUUAACCCCUCUCUGGCAGUGCUCCAAAAGUGGCAUACAACGUGGCAGAUGACACAUAAAAAAAUAAUCAUGUGUUUUAUUUUUAAAUGUUCCUUGGAAUCACACUGUUCUGUGGUUUUAGUUCUAGAUACCAACCAUUGUUAAACAAGUUUUUUAGAUUCCAGUACACAAUUUGUGUUUGAUCCAGAUUAAAGUACUUGAGUCCUCUUUAAUUUCAGUCGGGUAAUUAAACUAUAUUUAAAUCUCACUAAGAUUGCUGAAUUUGGGGGGAAAACCUACUUAACUUUGGCUGGAUCAGAUACUGUACUCUGCUUUCAAUGAACAUUUCAAAUCUGCCAACUGGUAAAAAAAAGUCUUUGGUUUUGGUUUUAUAUUGGCACAUGCUUAGAACAGGCAGCCAUUUUGUAUUUAGAGUUGUGUCUGUCACCCUGCUGGGUACCAUCUUACUUCAGGCGCAGAUUAUUUCAGUUGAAGUUAAGCAGGCCAGGCCUUUUAACUCACCUGUGGAAGUUAAAGGAAUUUAUUUAACAGUCUUAGAUUUCUGAACUGUGGCACCACUUUUAAUAAAUAAAACCCCUUGAAGCCCAAACCUGAAAUCUCCAUGUGCUAGUUUUGUCUGGUACACAAAGCUAGAAACCUGUGCCUUCAUUGCAUGUCUGUAGCUGCACUGCCAGCAUAGUCGCAGGUGUUUGUGGAGAUACGCUGUACAGCAGCUGAUGGUUUAGGUGCAGACUAGCUGUUUCUACAGACAUUAGGAUUGCCACGCACCAAGUUUCCCACAUCCCCACUCACAGCAGCCUGAAAUACCAAAUUCUGUUCUGGGCAGGGAACAGAGACAGGAGUUUGGACGGCUGUUGGGGCUGCUGCGGGAGGCAGGAAAAUGGCACUCCAUGCAGUAUGGAUCCAACUUGAUGUGUGUGUAUAUGUAUGUGUGUAUAUAUGUUUCAUAACAUAUGUUUCAUAACUUUCCAGGCUGAGAUUCACCUAACCACAGCUUGCUCUUAUAGCAAUCUUUAGGAACAGAAAGAUUGAGACAGUUCAGCUGCUGUGUCUACUGGAAUUUUCGUGUCGAAUUGCUUUGGAAAUACUUCCUUAGACAUUAUAGCAUUUCUCUGUCAAAACAUUUGGAUACCCUAUUUUUGUUUUAAAAGGCAUUACUGAAAUGAUUUUUUUAUUUAAAUUUAUCAGUUCUCAAGUGCAUAGUGUAGUUCCCUCCCCAGAGCUAUUGUUUCAGAACUUUCCAGGCUGCUACUUAUCUGUGAAUAAUAUUGAUGUGUUCUUGACCAAUAACUCAGUUAAGCCAAAGUGGUAGCAUUAAAUCAGCUUUGUUUCAUGUAACUCUAGUAAAUUCUUACUGCUAGCAAUGCUGUCAAGGCAGCUUCUAGGGAAUUUAAUGCCAGACAUGCAAAGAAAAAGAAAAAAUAAGAACUCCCAGAAAGGCUGUCAAGUUGUAAACAUGUUAUGUAGAAGCCUGUGACUUCUCGAAAUACCUAGUUAACAACUGUUGCUGUAAAUCUGGAUAGCUCAUUCAACUGUGAAGUGUCUCAGGCUGUGCUUUACUGUUUCUUAAUCCUAUACAUAUCCUUAACCUACAGCAUGUACUGUAUACAACCCAAGGAGAUGAUCACUGCAGUUGCUGCAUCCUGUCAAAUAAAUUGUUCAGGUACACAAUUGCAAUACAUUUAAUUGCCCCCCCCCCCCUUUCACAAUUCUCAGUUAACCUGCAGCUGCAGAAUCAGGAAGGCAACCAGUUUGCAGUUAACUGAAUGGAAGUCAGGAAGACAGAGAAAGGCACAUUUAGAGCAGUGGAACCUAACGAUGAGAUCCUAAAUAAAAUUCACUCAGGAAUAUGACCCUUUUGAAGAUAAUGGCUGUGCCAAAUUGCAUGCUUAGACAAUGAGGGUCACAGUAGAACAGCACUCUCAUAUGCUUUGGUACUGGUAGAUUUAGGCUUGUAGAAUUAAAAUGGUAUUUAAAACGGCAGAAAGGUUUCAUAGAAGGCAUAGUUAACGCCUAAAUGGAGCCAUUGCUUUACAUACAGUAAUUUUGCUAGUUCAAUAGGUUUAAUGCAGUACCCAAAUGCAUACCUACUUGCAAAUCAAGAAGGGCUGGCCACCUGUUUAGUACCUCUAUCCCUGCAAAUCUGAACUGCUGUAGCCACCUUCUGGAUCCGAGCUGUUUGUAGCUUCUAAUAUGAUAACAGGAACUGUGAAUAUAGCCAUAUGAACUAGAUGCUUAUUUUGUGAAUGGUUCCCAGUCAACAGAGGAUCUGCAUCACUAUUGUCCUUCUUGGAUGAGAAUGAUUUGCUGUGCCCUUGCCUCAAGAAUUCAUACUACUGAAUGUUUUGAGAUAACCAUAACAACUGCUUUGUUUGUUGCGGGAAUCUCAUUGCCCAGUCAUAGGUGUAAUGAAUUAAUUUACUGUUUCUCUGAAGAUAGAUUCCCAUUAAAAACACGUUUCAUAAGAUUAAUUUAUGAUGACACAUAGGUAUUGUUCACUUACUGCUAGUAAUACAGGUAGGUUUAAACAAAUUUUGCUUGCAGAGGGAAGAAUAAAGUAGAAAUUUGAGACAUUUUGUAUUCAGAAUUUUUAAUCUUGUACUGUGAAAAUAAAUUUUGGCUUGCAAGAAAA
This is a messenger RNA of Heteronotia binoei (common prickly gecko), 4510 nucleotides long. It is a transcript of the gene PDK1, whose product is annotated as pyruvate dehydrogenase kinase 1. Lineage: Eukaryota; Metazoa; Chordata; Lepidosauria; Squamata; Gekkonidae. Gene Ontology annotation, molecular function: pyruvate dehydrogenase (acetyl-transferring) kinase activity. Bases 322 to 1554 code for a protein of 410 amino acids. The transcript is spliced from 11 exons. Gene Ontology annotation, cellular component: mitochondrion. Gene Ontology annotation, biological process: protein phosphorylation; regulation of glucose metabolic process. The record is from RefSeq and is a predicted model, not a curated record.